Messenger RNA from Hemicordylus capensis (graceful crag lizard), 4452 nucleotides. RefSeq names its product solute carrier family 48 member 1 (gene SLC48A1). The record is from RefSeq and is a predicted model, not a curated record. The transcript has 3 exons. NCBI's taxonomy places the organism in Eukaryota, Metazoa, Chordata, Lepidosauria, Squamata, Cordylidae. The coding region runs from base 155 to 598 and encodes 147 amino acids. Gene Ontology annotation, cellular component: plasma membrane; lysosomal membrane. Gene Ontology annotation, biological process: heme transport. Gene Ontology annotation, molecular function: heme binding; heme transmembrane transporter activity.
CCGCAGGGAGCCGCUGCAGACCCGGGCGUCGCCGGGAGGACGAGGGAGGUGGAGCCGGGGCGGAGCGAGGCCAGACGCCGCCGCCACCACCACCGAGUCCUCCUUGCCAAUCGCACCUAUCUAAGUACCGGCGCGGCGGCGGCCCGGCUCCGGGAUGGCGGUGAUUCGGAAACUGGCCAUCCGCUUGGCCUACGCGGCGUUCGGGGCCAUCUCGGGGCUGUCGGUCUUUCUCGCCUGGAACCUGGCGCCCAGCCUGCAGCAGCCUUGCACCGCCGCCGCGGGCGGCUUCUCCGGAGUGCUGGCCCUCUGGGCUCUAAUCACGCAUGUGAUGUACGUGCAGGAUUACUGGAGGACCUGGCUGAAAGGGCUGAAGUUCUUCCUCGGUGUUGGCCUCCUCUUUUGUGUACUUGCUGUGGCGGCAUUCUGCACGUUCCUGGCCCUGGCCAUCAUGCAGCACCAAUCCUUCAAAGACCCAAAGAGCUACUACUUGUCGUGCGUCUGGAGCUUCAUCUCCUUCAAGUGGGCCUUCCUGCUCAGCUUAUACUCCCAUCGGUACAGAAACGAGUUUGCGGACAUCAGCAUUCUCAGUGACUUCUAAGACCCAGACUUCAGUCUGCUAAUGCUAAGGAAAGGGUGUGUGUGUGUGGCGGAAGACUUCUGGACAUUGAAGCCGGCUCUCAGAACAACUGGCUGGCAAGAAGGAAGCCUGCAAGGGGGAGAUGGAGGGAACCCAUUUCCACCUCAGCAUUAUCUCCACUGGGUUCAGUAGGGGCUCUUCCUAAUGGCUUCUUUCCGGUUGCUUGCUGUUUGGCUGUCAGUCUUGUCUUUUCGUUACCUUUCACAAGAGUGUGUGUCCUAUUCUGUUCUGAGAAAUGACUCAGAGUUCAGGCUCCUCGGAGCUUGAACACCAGGGAUCUGGUCCAAGUCCUCCUAGGCCUGAUGGUAUGGUUCCCACCCCAACCACACCCAUUUUUGGAGCCAUGGGUUAGACUUCCAAAAGGCUCAAGAAAGUGGUAUAUGCACCCUAGGGAAUCCUUGAUAGCCUUUUCCUUUAGACAGCAGCCAUUUUUGUUGCUUGUGAGGUGCUCAGUAAAGGCCCAAGGAUGUGAAAGGAGGGUCAAUUUGUACUACUUUCAUACAGAGGUAUUUUCAUAGAGCAAGGCAUGAAUCCAUUUUAAGAGAAGACUAUUUUGGACGACAUUCUUCACCCCAGUUUGUUUUCAUUGUUCACAGCUUUAGGGAGCAGGAACCUGUGGGUGUUGAUGCACCCAAUUUGCCCCUCCCUCAGCCCCGCUUAUUCUCUUGGCACUUUUAAGUGGUCGGGUUUUGAUAGUUUUAAGUGAGAUUUAAGUGAUGUUAUAUAGCUGUGCUGCUGCUGUCCCUGUGGAACAUGAAAGAGACUUGAAAUGCUUUUCAGAGUUUGUGUGUGUUCAAGGUCCAAUUGCAAACAUCUCUUCUUCCUAUCCAGAGACUUUGUGGUUGUGUCUAAAACUGUGUUACAUUCUAACAUGAGGAUAGCGGAACAAGCUCAACAAAGCCAGUUCCCGAGCCAGGGAGCUCAUUGUAUGUCUGCAUCUGGCCACAUAGAUGUUUGGACUGGCGUGUACAAUUGUCACAUAGGGGGGAAAGUCACGUCAGAAUUGUUGCUUGGAACUUUGGUCAGCCGCUGGGGACGGCAUUAAACGGCACCACAGCUGAAUUCUAGCAUUUUGCAAUGUGCUGUAAGUAAACCAGUUAGCUGUUUCCGUGGUGUGUCUCUUAAAAGCUUUUUUAUUUAAUUGGAGAAAAAUUUAAAUGUCAAGAUUGGUCGGGAGCAACCAAAGGCAGGUGUGAUGCCAAAAGAAGGAAUGGGUGCUUGGAAUCUGUGUGUGUCAUUUGGGUCUCAGUCUCUGUGUCCUGUAAAAGAUUUGCCACUGCAGCCUCACCCCAAAAAGGUUCAGUAGUACUGCUAUAUGUUCUGUGGUCUCCUUCCCCUGCUGCUCUUCCUUGUAUGUCUAAAGCGGAUUGGGUCUUUCUUGUAUGUCUAAAGUGGAUUGGGCACACAAUGCCCUCCCAGCUCAAGUUUGUGAUAAACAUUGCUUUCUGUCCUAGCGUAAGAGUGGCUAGCAUCUCCUUGGAUCACAGAGUCUCGUUCAGAGGAGAGCCCCUACUCAGAGGCUAGCGCUAAUGAAUACAUUGCCAGGAUUUCCUGCUGGAACUCUAAAGAUGAAAGCUUAACUAAUGGGAUCUUCCCAUAUCCCACCUUAUUAUGUGGACUUAAACACAUGAUUCCUCCUCCACAGUGUCUCAGACUAUUAACUUCUGUCCUUUGUGGUUGACCAUGCUUAUUUCUAAGUUGGCUGGGAGCAACAUAAUGGGAAUCCUUUGGCCCCUGUGUGGACACAGAGGUUAUUUACCUUGGACUUAUCAUGGUUCCAAAGUAGGGCUCAUGAAAGCAUGUCAAGCUAUCCCCAGGAAACAAGGCUGGAGGCUUGAAAAGUGGGCAGAGGCAGUGGUUGGAUCUAGCCACUGUUCUUCUAGCUCAUGCUUCCUGUGCCUUUAAUAUCCACAUGUCAAAGAUGAGUCAUCGGGCACAAUUGUCAGAGUACCACUGUGUCUAGGGGACCCACAUUUUUUGAACUUCUCCCCUAAAAGCAGGGAGCUCCAGGGUGCCUGAUGUGUGGAAAUCUAGGGGAGGGUCUUUCAGCCUAACUGUAGGCAAAGUCAAAGGGCAAAUCUGAUUGGCUCAUGGUCUGUUUCAGGGGUUUCCAAACCUUGGGUCUCCAGAUGUUGUUGGACUACAACUUCCAUCAGCAGAAAGCCAUUGUGGUAGGGAGGAUUGGAGCUGUUCAAAUGUGGGACCCAAGACUGGGAACCCUGGUCUGUAUGAUGGAAUAAGAGGAGAAGAUCCAAGCAAACUAAAGUGUGAUUGGCCAUUGUGACUUAUGUGUGUGUAUAUAUGUAGAUGUGUGUGUGCGGGGGUGGAGGGGGAUAGGAGUACCCCACCACGAAAGAUAGGGAAAGCUAGAAUCCAGCCAUUCAGCACAUUUUCCUAACUCCUUGGAAGCCUCCACGUUCAGCUCAGCAGAGGACUGGGCUCUUUGACGUCACACAGCCACACCAGUGGUCUUGCACUAUAUCCAUAUGCUGUUUUUCAUCCCUCUUGUUUCAUCCCUGUUUAACUCUGCCACCAUGUCUUGCCCUUCCCUCUUCAUGCACAAUAUUUGGGGUUGAUGCACAAAGGACUCGCCAGGAGAAGGCUGCUCACAUACCACUUUUCUUACAAAUAAAGGAAAAAGACAAAGUGUGUGACUGGGUAUUUCUUGCAGAGGGGAGCUGGGUGCUUGGUGGGCAGCUCUACAGACAGUGAAGAGGCUCGGCUCUGAAUGGUGGAGCAAUGCCGAUUGGAUGCACUGGUCCAAGUAUGGACAAGAAAGGCUGGCCCUGUCUUUGGUAAAGUGGUACCGCCCUGGGGGCAGCAGAUUUGGACAUCAUUAAAGGGGGGCAAUGCUUUCCCCACUUAAUGUAGUAUUCUGUGCUGUGGGUGGCAUCUGGAUUUCAAUUCAUAUCAUUUCUUGGCCUUGUCCCUGUGCACAACUAAGGGCUGCUAUGUAGCAUUUGUGCCCAUAGGUGUUUGCUUUUUGCUGUGACCCUGUGCAUGCUCUUCAUGGAGAUUAAGCAUAUAUAUUUUACUAGACCGCUUUCAUCUAAAGUGUGGGGGGAGGAAGGGGACAGUGUCUCCCUAUUGUUAAUUUUAAAAAAGUGAGAAUUCUGUUGGUUCUCUUACCACCUUGUCAAGUUACACCCUUAGUAAGCCAGCUGUGAUUGUUCUGCCAGAAGGGAAACUUGUUACCACCCAUCGUCUGCUAUGUGGAAAUCUAGAGAAGCACUACUUUACAGUUGUAAAAGUGUUCCCUGCCACUUCAGUGUGUGGCCACUUUCAUAUGACAAGAUAUUGUGGAUUGUUCAAAGCUCUUGUGAAGUUCAAAGCAUGAUCUAACUCCCUGUACACACACUGCUGCAGGCUACCACCCUACUUCUGAGUGCUAUCUUGACCUAUGUACACAUGCUGCACAGGGACCACAUGGGAUUUUCACAGUGCCGCCAGCUGGCUGAGAAGAAGCCAUUCCAGCCACUGCAAUGGUAAUGAAAAAGGCUGGGUUCUUCUCAGAAUGCCACAGCUGGCCAGCAGGUGGCACUGUGAAGAUCCUACAAGGUUCCAGCUCGACGUGUGUACAGAGGGUAAGAUUGCACUCGACAGUAGUGUGAAAGCAUUGAAUAUCCUGCACUUUAUUGCUGUAUGGAUGUUAAGAGUGAUCAUUUUGUCACAAGUACACUGGGGUAAAGUUACUAUUUGCUCCGGUUGCUCUUUAGAUCCUGAUGCACUUCUGUGCAUAGUGGGCUUUGUGUUUGUAUAGCAGACCCUUGAUUUCAUGAAAUAAAUGCAGCUUUGAGCUGCCACUAGGCUUGUGA